This is a messenger RNA of Lasiosphaeria miniovina, 830 nucleotides long. RefSeq lists its product as uncharacterized. The transcript has 2 exons. NCBI's taxonomy places the organism in Eukaryota, Fungi, Ascomycota, Sordariomycetes, Sordariales, Lasiosphaeriaceae. The record is from RefSeq and is a predicted model, not a curated record. Bases 330 to 830 code for a protein of 166 amino acids.
CGAGAUAGGGGAAUACGUACCCAACAGAAGAGGAAGAGUGGGCAGGUCUAGCCCGGCCAACCUGUCGUGCCAGUUUUACGCCGGGUUAUGGGCGUUGAGACAUGCGUCGCCUCCAGAGCCGAGCAACGGCCACGAAUAAUGCGGCCAGAACCCGACUCAACUGCUGCCAUCCCCAGCUGGAGAAGAAAUAAAGCUAUAAGAAUGACGGUCUCAUCCCUUCCGCAUCGUCAUUAUCAUUAUCAUCAUCAAUAUCUCCAUUCACAUCCUCAUCACCACACUCGUAGACCGCUGUUCUUACACACACUACCAGUAAUUUCCAAAUCGCAACCAUGUCCUCCAAGUCUAAGGGCGGCAAGAAGAAGGAGAGCAGGACAGACACUCUUAGGACACUAUACACGACUUUGACAUCGCAAGCCGCCAAGAUCCAGAAGCAGUCCGAAACUGUUGAAGGCCUGACUGAGGAAUACCAAAAUGUUCAGAACGAUCCCGCCAAACACGUCUUCAUCAAGUCCACCUACGACAAGCUCACCCGCGCCUUUGACAAGCUGGAGUCGUACCGGACGGCCUAUGCUACGAUAGAAGCCGACUACAACGCCCUCCUCGACCAGGCAGGGUCGAGCUCCGCGUCUUCGAGCGGCGGCGGCGGCAGCCGCCCGUCCUCGGCCUCGGGGUCUUCAAAGUCGAGCGCGAGGGAGGCCGGUGCGUGGUGGGAGUGUGGCGUUUGCGAGGGCAACGGAGUCACGACCACAAAUGCCAUCCAGUGGACCGCCGACGACGACAUUACUCCCACAGCGUGCCGUACACAAGCCUCUACCGUCAGCGCCGGGUAG